Molecule: messenger RNA, 1035 nt
Organism: Cyprinus carpio (common carp)
Lineage: Eukaryota; Metazoa; Chordata; Actinopteri; Cypriniformes; Cyprinidae
Product: low choriolytic enzyme-like
Exons: 10
Coding region: 116-901 (261 amino acids)
Biological process (GO): proteolysis
Molecular function (GO): zinc ion binding; metalloendopeptidase activity
Source: RefSeq, a predicted model, not a curated record
CCUCUUUUGCCCAUAUUUGUAAAGAACAUUGUGAUAUAAACUCGCACCUGGGUAUAAAACGUGUUGCUCUAUGAAUCUCGAGGGAUUGGGGUGAGAAUAUUGGUCUUUGGCUGCCAUGUUUGUGACUAAGGUUACUUUUGGCCUGUUGGCCUUCCUGCUGGUUUUCUCAGCUGAGGGGAAGCCUGUUGUUGAGGACAAGUCUGCUCAGCUGUCUGUGUCUGAACUGCUGCACAGAGCCAACAGAGGCAUCAUUCCUAAACCUGAUGAGCCUAAGCUAAUGGAUGACAUUGCUGUGAAUGAGAGAAAUGCUGAUCCCUGCACCUCCUAUGGCUGCCUCUGGCCCAAAUACAGCGACGGCAAGAUUUAUGUGCCUUAUGUCAUCGCUAACCACUACUCCUCCCGUGAGCUGGAGAUCAUCCAACGUGGUCUGGACUCUUUCUCCUACAGCACCUGCAUCCGCUUCUUCCCCCGCAGCAAUGAGAGAGACUAUAUCAGCAUUGAAUCUCGCAGUGGAUGCUACUCGUACGUUGGUCGUCAGGGUUAUAGCCAGACUGUGUCUCUGGACCGUUAUGGUUGCGUUUACCACAACAUUGUCCAGCAUGAGCUUCUCCACGCUCUUGGCUUCAACCAUGAACAGACCCGUAACGACCGUGACAAUCACAUCCAAGUCAUCUGGGAGAACAUCAGGGAUGACAUGAAGUACAACUUCGACAAAAUCAACACCCUAAACCAGGGAACUCCCUAUGACUACAGCUCUGUGAUGCAGUAUGAGAGAUACGCUUUCUCCAAGAAUGGCCUCCCCACCAUGGUUCCCAUUCCUGACAAUAAUGCAGCGCUGGGCACAUCUACUGAGAUGAGCCAGAAUGACAUCAUCCGAAUCAACAGGCUCUACCAGUGCUGAACAACAGAAUGUGUCUUCAGCACCCAGACAUGUCGCCUACACUACAAUGAAAGUUGACUCAAGUAUCAUGGAUGGUGUUGACUUCUGUGCUUACUUGAAUCGCCAAUAAAUUUUCAAUCAUAGAGAACAUAAAA